AUGGGUUCCAGCGGUAGAACCAUCAAGCUUCCACUCGUGCCACUGGCCAAAGGCACCGUUCUGCUGCCCGGUGUGCAGCUGCGCAUCCCGGUAUCAAACCGCCCCGACUUGACUAAUCUGCUCUCAUCCCUGGUGGACAAGCCCUCAAAGCGUGAUAGUCAGAUCACUUUCGGAUGCAUUCCCUUCAACUCGCCAUUUCUGAGCCGCGAUGGGCUGCAGCUCAUCGAGGGUGAUGAUUCGGAUGAGGUACAAAAGGAGGAAUACGAAGCAAUCGAUGCAGGACAGGCACGGAAGGAGGAUAUCUUCUCCCACGGUACCGUGGCCAAGGUCAUUGGCGUUCAGCGUCGUGCGUACUCAGAGCCGUUCCUGCUUGUCCAGGGAACACAGAGAUUCACUGUGAAGAAAUUCUUGCGUGACCGGCCAUACUUCGAAGCGGAGGUUGCCCUUCACGAUGAGAGUACCACCUCAAUCCACGGCGACUCGGAAGCCGCCGAAUUGUUCCAGCAGUUAAGACAGCUCUCCCGUGAGCUUCUCACCUUAUUGCGCUUAUCCUCCCUACUGUCGGCCGCCUCCACCCGUUUGUCACCACUUGUGGCUCGGAAGUUCGAACUCUAUAUUGCGAAGACCGAGUUAGGUCAGGCAGGGAAGCUUGCGGAUUUCAUGGCCGACGUAUCCGAUGCUAGCUUUGAGGAGAAGCUACGAAUCCUGGCAUCUUUCGAUGUGAAGGUUCGGCUCCAGAGAGUCGUCGAGAUCUUGACUCGCCAGGCACAGCACAUCAAAAGUAGUGUGAAAGUCACAUCCAUUACUACAUCCUCUUUCCCCUCCAAUUCUGGUAUCGACAUUGGCCAGAUGGACCCUCGUGAGCGGGAAGUGUUGGCACGUCGUGCUAUGGCGGGUCUGUCAGGCCUCACGCCACCAGGGCCGGCCGGUGCACGCGGUGGCAACGAUCAAGAAGAGAAGGAGCCAAACGAGGUUGACGAGCUACAACAGAAGCUUAAGGAUGCAAAGCUCAGCCCCGAGGCCCAGAAGAUUGCUGACAAGGAGCUUAAACGUUUGCGCAAGAUGAAUCCUGCAAACGCGGAAUAUGGUGUUUGCCGAACCUACCUGGAGAAUCUGUCGGAGAUCCCGUGGACGAAGGUGACCCAGGACCAGCUCGGCGCGGAGACCCUAAAGCUAGCCCGUAAACAACUGGAUGAAGAUCACUACGGAUUAGAGCGGAUCAAGAAGAGACUAUUGGAAUAUCUGGCUGUGCUUCGAUUGAAGCAAUCGACCAACCAGGAGAUGGAACGGGAAAUUGUCAGUAUGACCAAGGAUCUCGAUGCUGCUUCAUCUGGAGACCUUGAGAAGGACAUUCCAUUGUUGUCGGAAAGCGACCGCGUGGCUAUCGAAGCCCGGCUUGAGAGUCUCAAGUCGAAGCGCAUGACUGAUAAAUCCCCGAUCUUGCUCCUCGUAGGACCUCCCGGAACUGGUAAAACGAGUCUGGCCCGGUCAGUGGCUGCUUCCCUUGGUCGCAAGUUCCACCGGAUUUCUCUCGGUGGUGUGCGAGAUGAGGCUGAAAUCCGUGGCCACCGACGCACCUACGUUGCGGCUAUGCCCGGUCUGGUCGUUAAUGGCCUGAAGAAGGUCGGCGUGGCCAACCCAGUUUUCCUUCUCGACGAGAUCGACAAAGUUGGCGGUGCAAACUUCCAGGGAGAUCCAUCUGCGGCCAUGCUGGAAGUCUUGGACCCGGAGCAGAACCACACCUUCACAGAUCAUUAUAUUAACAUCCCCAUUGACCUUAGCAAGAUUCUCUUCAUUGCGACUGCCAACUCUUUGGAUACCAUCCCGGCACCUCUGCUGGACCGCAUGGAGACGAUCUCACUGUCUGGAUACACGACCGUUGAGAAGAGGCACAUCGCCAAGCGCCAUCUGAUUCCGAAGCAGAUCCGAUCCAAUGGUCUUUCUGAUGGACAGGUCCAGCUAUCUGACGAGGUAAUUGAUAAGACUAUUACCUCGUACACUCGUGAGUCUGGUGUUCGGAACCUGGAGCGUGAGCUUGGCUCUAUCUGUCGCCACAAAGCCGUCCAGUAUGCCGAUGCUGGUGACUCUGAGCGUCUGGAUGAAUAUAACCCGGUUGUCAGUGUGGAAGAUCUGGAGGAUAUCCUUGGAGUCGAGCGCUUCGAGGAAGAAAUUGCUGAGAAGCACGGUCGCCCCGGUGUGGUCACAGGUCUUGUGGCAUAUUCGACGGGUGGCCAGGGAAGCAUCCUAUUUAUCGAAGUGGCGGACAUGCCUGGUAAUGGUCGUGUACAACUGACCGGCAAACUUGGUGAUGUUCUGAAGGAGUCCGUUGAGGUAGCUCUCACAUGGGUGAAGGCCCACUCAUUUGAGUUAGGCCUCACGCAUGACCCUAAUGAGGAUGUCAUGAAGAGCCGUAGCCUGCACGUCCACUGCCCGUCGGGGGCUAUUCCCAAGGAUGGACCCUCGGCUGGUCUUGCUCACACCGUGGCACUCAUCUCCCUCUUCAGCAACAAGGCUGUCCCUCCGCAGAUCGCCAUGACCGGCGAGAUCUCGCUACGGGGCCGCGUGAUGCCUGUUGGCGGAAUCAAGGAGAAGCUCAUUGGUGCUCUCCGCGCUGGUGUUAAGACUGUGCUGCUUCCCCAAGCUAACCGUAAGGAUGUCAAGGACGUUCCUCAAGAAGUCCACGAUGGCCUGGAGAUUAUCUAUGUCCAGCAUAUUUGGGAAGCCCUUGGAAAGAUCUGGCCGGAUGCUCACUGGCCUGGUCAGCAACAUGUCAACUUGCUCGAGAGCCGACUAUAG
Messenger RNA from Penicillium longicatenatum, 2796 nucleotides. RefSeq names its product putative LON domain serine protease. Gene Ontology annotation, molecular function: ATP-dependent peptidase activity; ATP hydrolysis activity; serine-type endopeptidase activity. The record is from RefSeq and is a predicted model, not a curated record. Gene Ontology annotation, cellular component: peroxisomal matrix. The transcript has 3 exons. Gene Ontology annotation, biological process: protein targeting to peroxisome; protein processing; protein quality control for misfolded or incompletely synthesized proteins. The coding region runs from base 1 to 2796 and encodes 931 amino acids. Lineage: Eukaryota; Fungi; Ascomycota; Eurotiomycetes; Eurotiales; Aspergillaceae.